Messenger RNA from Bicyclus anynana (squinting bush brown), 11869 nucleotides. RefSeq names its product E3 ubiquitin-protein ligase MARCHF6. The transcript has 10 exons. Gene Ontology annotation, molecular function: zinc ion binding. Bases 263 to 2869 code for a protein of 868 amino acids. Gene Ontology annotation, cellular component: endoplasmic reticulum membrane. The record is from RefSeq and is a predicted model, not a curated record. Lineage: Eukaryota; Metazoa; Arthropoda; Insecta; Lepidoptera; Nymphalidae.
UGCAAUAUCAUUUUCUGUCUGUGUUGUCCUAAUCUAAACAAAAUAAUUUAUUGAUAGAGUAAAACGUUUCUAAAUUCCCUUGAUAAAUGAUUAUAAAGUGCCAAUAAUAUUAAUAAAUAGGACGGGUGUGUAGAACAGUGUACACAUGUAGAUUCAGUGACCAGUGUCUUAUUUGUGCAACAACUGUACGAGAGCUCGCGAAUAACAGCACGUCAACUUUCGCAGACUUCGCAGUUCGAGCUGACGGAACCGAAUCGCAACAAUGAUGGACUCGGACCCGUCUGGUGCGGACUUCUGCCGGUUCUGCAGAUCGGAAGCGUCGUCCGACCGGCCGUUGUACCACCCCUGUAUAUGUACAGGCUCGAUAAAGUGGAUACAUCAAGAGUGCCUGGUGCAAUGGAUGCGAUAUUCGCGGAAGGAGAUUUGCGAGUUGUGCGGGCAUCGUUUUUCGUUUAUGCCGAUCUAUUCCCCUGAUAUGCCGCGCCGGCUGCCGAUUACGGACGUUGUCGGCGGGCUGGUCACGUCCGUCGCUUCAGCCGUGAAAGACUGGCUGCAUUACACGUUAGUCGCGCUCGCUUGGCUUGGAAUAGUGCCUCUCACCGCCUGUCGCACGUAUCGCUGCCUGUUUUCCGGGUCAUUGGAGCCUGUAAUAUCACUUCCAUUUGAUAUAGUGUCAGCAGAAAAUCUAGCAAAGGAUGUGUUUUCUGGUUGCUUCAUAGUAACAUGUACUCUAUUCUCGUUCAUUGGACUGGUAUGGUUACGAGAGCAGAUUAAGCAUGGGGGUGGCCCUGAUUGGAUGGAACGGGAGAAUCUGCCUCCGCAACCUGUUGAGGAUUUACCUUUACAAGACAAUAACAAUGAUCAUGUAAACGAACCUGCAGGAGAAGCAGAAGGAGCAGUGGGAGCUAGAGAAGAGCCUAAUGCUGAAGGUGGUGAAGAGGCUUUAGUAGGAGAUGAGGCGAAUUGGAAUCCUAUGGAAUGGGAUCAAGCGGCAGCUGAAGAAUUAACGUGGGCACGUUUGCUGGGCUUAGACGGCUCUAUGGUGUUCCUAGAGCAUGUUUUCUGGGUUGUGUCACUGAACACAUUUUUCAUUGUAGUCUUUGCCUUUUGUCCAUACCAUAUAGGCAAAGUAGGAGCUACACUAGCUGGUUUAACAGCCGAAGGUCCAUUUGCUGGUCUUCUCACUACCCUGGCUGGAUAUGUGAUGGUUGGCGCUCUCCUAGCUGUUUUACAUGGAAUGGCAUCAUUACUGAGACUACGGGGUGUGAAACAAGCUUUGGGAUUUUGUUAUCUGGUGGUGAAAGUGGCAUUGCUGUCUGUAGUUGAGAUUGGGGUCAUUCCGCUAGUAUGUGGAUGGUGGCUGGACCUAUGUUCCCUCUCAAUGUUCGACGCCACUCUGAAGGACCGCGAGUCAAGUCUCCAAGCUGCUCCUUGGACCCUCAUCUUCAUACACUGGCUCGUUGGGAUGGUCUACGUGUAUUACUUCGCGUCAUUCAUUUUGCUGUUAAGAGAAGUGCUGAGGCCCGGCGUCCUGUGGUUCUUGAAGAAUUUGAACGAUCCCGAUUUCAGUCCAGUGCAGGAAAUGAUCCACCUGCCAGUGUGGUCGCACAUCCGCCGGCUAGUGGUCUCCGCUAUGGUGUUCGGUACGGCUGUACUGUUCAUGCUGUGGUUGCCCAUCCGGGUGAUCAAGUAUGUGCUGCCAGGGUUUCUGCCUUACGCUGUGGCAGUACAUACCGAGGCGCCGGUCAAUGAACUCAGCUUGGAACUGCUGUUGUUGCAAGUGAUCCUCCCAGCACUCUUGGAGCAGUCCCACACGCGCACGUGGCUCAAGGCAGGGCUGCGCGCGUGGUGUGCGUGCGCGGCUGGAGCCCUAGGGCUGCGCUCGUACCUGCUGGGCGAGGCGUCGCGGGAGAACGAGCCGCACCCGCCGCCGCAUCCGCCGCACCAGCUGGGGGCUGCUCACCGGGCUUUGAUGUGGCGAGACGGUCCGGCAGGCUUCGAGCCCUACGUGCGCGUGUCGUGGUUCCCGCUGCGACUAGGCGCUCUUCUGGCACUGGUGUCCGUCUCGCUGGUUUUAGCGAGCGCGCUCACUCUUGUCAUACCAGUGGCUAUAGGCAGAAAAGUGAUGGCACUAUGGCUACCCAAGGCAGCCCAAGGUGUGCACGAAUUGUAUACGGCAGCAUGCGGUAUGUACGUGUGCUGGGCGGCUGGACGGGGCGGAGCGCUAGCGGCCGGCUGGGCGCAGGGCGGCAGGGCUGCGCUGCUGGCCCGUGCAGCUCUGUGGACGCACCGCGCCGUUAGGGCUGCGCUGGCGGCUCUGGCGCUGCUGGGACUGGUCCCUCUUAUGUUUGGACUUCUGUUGGAACUGGUGUUGGUGAUCCCCCUGCGCGUGCCACUGGAGCAGUCGCCGGUGCUGUUCGUGUGGCAGGACUGGGCGCUGGGCGUGCUGUACACCAAGAUAGUGUGCGCGCUCAUCAUGAUGGGCCCCGACUGGAGCAUGCGCCGCGCCAUCGAGAAGGCCUACCGGGACGGCAUCAGGGAGAUGGACCUCAAAUUUGUCCUCCGCGAGGUGGCAGCGCCGCUGGUGCGCUGGCUGGGGCUGGCGCUGGCGGUGCCGUACGCGCUGGCGCACAGCGUGGCGCCGCUAGUGGUCACCGCGCCCGCGCAGCGCAACCUGCUGGCGCGGCGGGUGUACCCGGCGCUGCUGCUGCUGGCUAUGCUCGCCGGGCUGGCGCUGUUCCAGAUACGUCAGUUCCGCAAACUGUACGAACACAUAAAGAACGACAAAUACCUCGUCGGGCAGAGGCUCGUGAAUUACGACCAUCGGCGGCACAAGCAACAACAUAGCACCAUCUCAUCUCACCACUAGAGAGGGAAAGGGACAGAUAGAUAAUCGUGACCGCGUGCGACAGAGACGGGCUUAUAUCUCCUUGUAUGCACUUGUGAUGGCGACUAGAUUUAAGGUAAAUUUUACAGGUCGCGGCACAUUUAUUAUCAGAUCCGAUUGUCUUAAAGUCGUAUCGUACGAUUUUUUCAAGUAUCGUAUCGUACGAGUAAACCUUUUAUACGUACGCUAGACUUGAGUAGUAAGUUGGUGAAUGCGUUACGAAAAUUGUAAUUGGGUGACGCACGCUGCCAUCUACAGGCACAGUGAGACUGCGUUUGUUUUUUGUAUGUACCAGUAGAUGGCGUUGGUAGAGAACUUUGAAACAAUCCCUUUAUGUACACUUCAAGAACCUGUUGCAUUGCAGUUAUGCCUGGCGCUCAUAGAUGGCGUUCUAUGCGAUAAGUUUUCUUUUUUUUUUUUUAAAGAAAUUUUGCUACAGUCAUGUGGUCUACAGCACACUUGGUUUUUUAGAAAGCAAAGAUAUUUAGUAAUAACAUGAAUAGUUUGAAAAACUAAAAAACACGCUUGAUACCUAUCAUGGGGGUGCAUUUCAUAUAGCCUGUCCGCCAUCUUGGACGUCCGCCAUAUUGGAUUUAAGUCACGUGACAAUUUUUUUCAUGAAAAUGAAAAUGAAAAGCUGAAUAUAUGUUGCAUAUUUUUAUUUUGCAUUUCAUAUAGCCUGUCCGCCAUCUUGGACGUCCGCCAUAUUGGAUUUAAGUCACGUGACAAUUUUUUUCAUGAAAAUGAAAAUGAAAAGCUGAAUAUAUGUUGCAUAUUUUUGUCUUUAUUUCUAUAUGUGAUUCUGUUUCAACGCUGUGCGAAUCGUCCCGUAUAAUAUUAUUAUCGAAUUCAUGCAGGUAAGGUUUAGUAAAUAUAGUUAUUGCAAUUUUAGUGAAACAUAUAAAAAAAUGUUUUGUGAAAAAAACGAACGGGAACUUUUUCCAUGCGUAAAUUAUAUAUUUUUUGUAAAAAAAAUUUUUUGUUAUUAUAACAAAUAAAAAUUCGGUGUAACUAAUUAAUAUGAAGAUUUUAUCUUUGCUCAGCUAAAUAAUAAUAACCAUUUCAUUCCCUCCGAGUAUAACUAACAUACAGAUCUGUAUAUUGAUGUUUAUUAGUAAAUAAUAAGUCUCUGAAAUUUUCGUUCUAUCAUACAUACGUGUGAUAACUAUUUACUAUGAUAUUAAUCAUUGUGAUUGAGAAUUAUAAAGUGUUUUAAAAAGGCUACAAAUCAGAAUCAUUAGCCUAUCUUGCAGUGAUUAACAUGAAAAAAUAAUUUAAAACAAUACUAUUAUUUAUCUUAUGUCUAUAUCUAUUUGUAUCCUCAUUGCACUAAAUCCAUAUUAGCAGUGUUAACACAAUAUUUUCUAGCAUAAAAAGUAGAAAAGCCAAUUCAAUUACAAGGGUAAUAAAUCCAUUUUAAAUUAAAUUUCUGCUUUGCAAUAAAGAUAGACUCAAUAAUGUCGUAUAAUGAAUAAAUCGCCUUUAAAUGAGACGACACGAUAAUCGGAUCCGACAGUAAUAUGAGCCGGCUAAACCUUUAUAGGCAAACCACAUAACUGAGAAACACGUGCGCCCGUCAAAGAAUAAAUAGUAGUAGAAUGUGCCUACUAGCCGCUACAUACUUUCUCGCCUAAUACCCCUGUAGGGGAUUACUCAGUCAGUGGCAUGCAUAAGUUUGUUAACUAGGGUAAGCACUACACGUACAAAUAAGCUAGUUGACUUUUUUAUAAACGUUCUUAAAUUAUUUGUUAUCGUUCUAUUAGAACGUAAAAUAAUGUAUUGAAUUUUUUGAGACUUCAAUACUCCUAAAUUUUAAUUUUAAAUAAAUCUUGAUUAAACGUCCGAAAACGUCCGCAGUGAUGGUCUAUGUGUUAUCUGUGACUAACGUCAAGGUAGUUUUUUACCACUUUGUAUUUAACGAAAUUGCUGGAAAACUGUGAUUCAAAGCAUAUAGAUCGUUUUUAAGCAAAAAAUCGGACAUCGUUUAGUUUGACGUAUAUAUGUUUCCUAAUACUAUGACGUCACGAAAUGGGGACCUUUGGACAAAAAUAUAAAAUAUUUACGCAAUUUUUAACUACGCAGUUUUUAAAAUAAUCUUUUUCUAUUUCAUAUUCAAAUUGGUAUUGGUAAUAUACGAAAUUAUUAUGGUAUAACUAGCGGACCCGCUCAAGCUUCGCUUUGACUUAUUAAUUUAUUUAUUUGCACUUCUUCCCUAUCCCUACCUUACACUACCCUACUCCUACCCCUACCCCUACCCCUACCCUACCCCUAACCUACCUCUACUCUACCCCUACUCUACCCUACCCUACAACUACCCUACCGCUACCCUAACCCUACCCUAUCCCUAUACCAUAAACCUGCCCUACCACUACCCUACCCUACCCCUACCCUACCCCUACCCUACCCCUACCCUACCCUACCCUACCCCUACCCUACCCCUACCCCUACCCUACAUCUACCCUACCCCUACCCUACCCCUACCCUACUCCUACCCUACCCCUACCCUACCCUACCCCUAACCUACCCCUACCCUACCCUACCCUACCCCUACCCUACCCCUACCCUACCCUUACCCUACCCCUACCCUACUCCUACCCUACCCCUACCCUACUCCUACCCUACCCUACCGGUACCCUACCCCUACCCUAUCCCUAUACCAUACCCCUACCCUACCACUACUCUACCCUAGAAUUUAGGGGUUUGAAAAAUAGAUGUUGGCCGAUUCUCAGACCUACUGAAUAUGCACAAAAAAUUUCAUCAAAAUCGGUCAAGCCGUUUCGGAGGAGUUCAAGUUCGAACACCGCGACACGAGAAUUUUAUAUAUUAGAUGAUAAAUUUGAUAUGAGUCAACUACCCUAUUGUACAAAAUGGGAAAUUUCUAUUCAAACACAGGUUCGUAAUGAGAAGUAUAUUUGCACCUAUGAUGUGUACGCCACUGGACUCAGUUAUGUGGUUUGUCUAUACUCUAUAGUCUAUGCCAUUGCUUGGAGAUUUGCGUUUGAUAUUUUUGUGUGGGAUUAUAAAUCACUAUGAUGAUUGUAUAAAAUGUGAUAAAGGACAUAAUUUUUUUUUUUUUAAUUUAAUUUUUUUAAAUAAAAGCAAUAUUAAAUAUUGUAAGAUAGUAUCAUUUCUUAUUUGACUUGAAGCACUUAUUUACAUUUGUCGAAAUAUUACAUAAUUCCGAUCACUAUUUGUAUAUUGUUUGAAAAAUUUACGUUUAUAUGUUAUCCUAAAAUCCGGUCGCUCAGAGAUUGCGUUUCUGUCAGGUCGUGAUCGAAUGGGACAAACAUAUUUGAUUACAAUUGUCUCGUUUUUUGUCUCAUCACUACAAAGACAAACAGUUGGCAUAACCUUGAAACAGCUCAGUUUAACCUUGUGCGCAAGUUCGAAGUUACCUCGCCGAUUCGAUCACGACUUGUCAGAAACGCUAUUUCUGAGCGGCCGGAAAUUAAUGUGUAUAAUAUGAACCUGUACUAUAUUCGUAUAUAUUCGUGAAAAAUCAUUAAAACAUUCUAGCUUUUAUCCACGGUUUGGCCUCCGUGGUUAUCACGCAAUUUUGACGACUAUAGCUUGGCAAGUUUGUUCGUAACACACCCGAUGGUCUGCGGGGGCCGGGGAGCUGGUAGCGAUGACAGCAAAAAGUUGACCGCUACACAUAACUUAUUACGUUACGAAUAAGUCUUCAGAUAUAUCCGAAUAUUCUAUACAACAUAAAUUGAUAUGAGAAUACACGAUUUCACACCCGCGCUGUCCUUCCUCGCCCGUCGCCCGCAUACCAUGGGAGUUUCAUCAACAAACUUGCCGAGCUAUAGUAACCUAUCAUACAGUAGAAGUCCCAUUAAAAACUGUUAAGUAAUUUUCCAGUCAUGCCGAAACAAAUAGACAGACAAUAGAAAUUAAUAAUACAUAUUAUUAACUAUAAGGUACUACUAAUUUUACCCUAAAAGACUUGACACGGACUUUUAUUAGAAAAAAAUAUUGUGAAAUUUUCAAUAGAAAUAAUAUAUCACGUACAAUGGUGUAUUGUAAUCUGGCAAGUUUGUUGAUAACACUCCCAUGAUAUGCGGGCGACAGGGGGAAAGACUGCGCGGGUGUGAAAUCGUGCGUACAGGGAUGUGACGUGCAUCAGUCGUGGAUUUUUCAUUCAUCGCUACACGCCUCCCGGCCCGCGCGGAACAUCGGGAGUGUUACGAACGAAGUUGCAAAGCUAUAUUUAUGUAUUUCUACUACUUCUAGGGUUAUUGGUUAGUCUUUUCAAUGUUAUAAUAGAUUUUGUGUAUAAAAAAAUCUCUUUAGGUCUCUUGCAAAAGCCGGUUUGGUAUGUUAUGACGUCAUAAAAUACGUGACGUCAUAUCCUAGUACUAUUGACUUUGAUUGUUGUAGCGGCACAAUUGGAGGGCCAAUUUGAGGUUUUCAACACUUACGAGAGUCUGUAUAAAAGGGAAUGCCCGUCCCCGAUCCAGGCAGUGGCGUGCACUUCAUACAUGCAUUAAAGUACUGCAUACCCUAAGAGUUGUCUUCUUAGUGCUUAUUAAAUACGGAUUAUUCCAGUUUGCUUCAUUUUAUUACUAGUGCAUACCCUGAUCGACAACCUUAUGCACGCCACUGGGUCCAGGCCUACCCUAACCACCCGGCAAUUUACUUAUAUCUAAAAAAAUCUUGAUAAAUUCUACUUUAAUAAUGAAAUCAUUACUUUGAAUAAAAAAGUUUGCUACAACAUUUUACGACAUUUUUAAAUCAUCUUUUAUUUGUCCACAACAGGGAAAAGCUAUGAUCGUUGCCCAUACAGCCUGAGUUUUACGAUUUUUUUGAAGACUUAUGAUUUGUUUGUUUUUCGUUUUCUUAUUUUUUAAGCUUGUUGGUACAGUAGAAAUAAUACAAAGAAAUAUAUAAUACAGUUCAAAUGUUUGCGCCGGCGUACAUUUUGCCCUAGAAGAUCGAUAACAAUUUUUUUUUCUUCAAGCAACAUACUUUUAUUAAGCCAAUUAUUAUUUAAUCAGAUUAGACAUCUUAUUAUUAUCUCCAUGUACUUUUAUACGGGGGUAUACCUGGGUUCCCUAGGCCGACGUUGUAUGGGCCAGUGGGCAUUCUCCUUUACAGCCACGUUCAAAGAAAGAAUUACAGUAAACAGACAGUGACUAUAUUAUACUUUAUAGGGCAUAUGGUUCAGUGUGCCUAGUGGGAGUUUUUAAUAUUUUCAUACUGUUACUAAACUUGACGUAAACGCAAAUUUAUAUGGAAUUGAAACAGUUGUUCAGUAGUGCCACAAGAUGGCGCUGUUUCAAUUCUUUAGAAAUUCGCGUUUACGUUACGUGACAGUAACAGUAUCAAACUGCCACUAGGCCCUCUGAUUUGAAAUAGACCAGGCAGAACUAGAAAAGAUAAUAUAAACACAUAGUAUAUUUUACGUAAAUAUAUUGUUUCAAAUGCAAAAGUGUUGGUGGAAGUAUAUUUUGAAGUAAAUGAAGUUUGUACUCGUAGUACAUUUGAAUGAAUAAUGAAUGAAUGGUAAGUUUUCGUGAAAUGAGUUAGUCUGUUUCCUUCAUUCGUUCCCGAACUGUAAGUUUGAUACUAGUAAAGUUGAGGUCAAUGCGCUUGUGAUAACCAUACCUUCGUUAUUUUAUAAAAGAAGAAAACACUUUAUUACACAGACUAUAUAGAUAUGAUUAAAUUAAAAAAAAAUAGGUAACACUGAAAAUUGGCAUGCAAGGGCGGUCAUAUAAAAAAUUUGUGUGCUGUCUAUUAAAAGAUUGGAAGAAGCAGAAAUAUACUAUAUUGCACACAAAAAUGCAUAACAAAUUAAAUAAAGAAUAAUUAAAAAUAAAAAUUCGGCCUUAUUGCUAUAAGCAAUUUCUAACAGGCAACCCCUGAUGACAUGAGUUUAUUAGGAGGAUAGUGUGUUGUUUGGUAGAAGCAAGGGCUGUCAAAUUUUUAACUUUUUUAAGUGAUGAAGGAAUGGUUCUGACACUCUGGCUAUAUUAGUUGAUUAAGGGCCAGUUUCACCACCUUCUGAUUAGUGUUUGAUAGUUUAAGAGUAUUUGUCACGAAGGGCGUAGGUAGUCCUCCAAAUUUUUAGUUAUGAGCAUUUUCAGAAAUUGAAUAUCACGUGUCUCGAAAAAUUCGUGAGGAAAUCUGCAUAGGUACCUGAGAAUUUUCGUAAUUCUCUAUGAGUGUGGUGGACUAUUGGCCUAACCCCUCUCAUUCUGAGAGGAAACUCGUGCUCAGCAGUGCGCCGAACAUGGGUUGAUAUAUUAUAAGAAAGAGACAAUAUAUACACUUGGACUAUCCAACAAAGUGGUUAAACCGGCCUUAAAUAUAUUAAGUAAAUAUUUUUGUCUCAAUAAAAUGUGUUAUGUAUAUAAAGUUAUUUUUGAUUUCCACUAUAUAUGAAGUCACAUAGAUUUCUUAUCGUGUCGGCACUUUAAUUAAAAUUAUAAUGGCUUCAAAAUAGAUGUUUUAUUUUUCUAAAAUUUAUUUAAAAGACUAAAGUGAGAAAUAAUUUGGCUCCUGUAAAUUCUUUUUAUUAUAGAAAAAAAUAUAUAUAAAACUCCUUUUAUUCACAUAUAUUUUAAAUACAAUCCUUGUAAAAUUGUUGUUAUUGAUGCUUGACAAUUGAAAAUUGGUGCACCAUUUCAUAUAUUAAUUAACUUUAUUUAUCAAUAGUAUAAUUUAUGUAGUCAUGUCACUAGAGGAAAUGUAACCGUGAAAUGUCAAUAAAAAAACAAAUAAUAUUUAUUAUUUAAGAAAUAUUUUGCUUAAAGAUUCAAUAAAAGGUGUUACUUUAGUACCAUUUACCAUGGAAAAGUUGUAGUUACUAUCAAAUUAUACAGGGUGCUCGGGAGUAUUUUCCAUAACUUCAAGGUGUUGACGAGUCCACUUAUAGGAGCCGAAGAAGAAGAAGAAGAAGAAAUAUACUUUAUUGUACAUUAAAAACAAAAAUAAACAAUAACUUAUAAUAACACUUAGAAACUAAUGUACAAAUGGCGGUCUUAUCGCUAAAGAGCGAUCUCUUCCAGACAACCACUGUGGAAGAGAAAAAAAAAAAAAAAAAAAAAAAAACGUAAGCACCGAUUCGGGUAUACGCACACAAAAAAUAAGAAAAGUUAAGUAAUUUAAAUACAUAAAUAUUAAGCAAUAAUACAUAAUAAUAAUACAUAGACUAUACUUAACUACAUCAUACAUAUAUACAAAGAAAUACAUAUAUACAUACAUACAUACAUACAUACAUACAUACAUACAUACACACAUACAUACAUACAUGAAAACCUGCAAAAUAUAAAAACAAGACGGCAUCUAAGGGAAGACAAAAGAAAAAUAAAUAAACAAAAUAAUUCAAAAAUAAUAAUAAAUAAACAUAAUACACAUACAAGCGUAAUUUGGAUUAAUAAGUUAAAUUAAAAGAUCAGGGAGGAAAAAAGUGCAUGUUUACCAGCCGUUUGAAAGAGGUUAGAGAUUGGGCACGCCGAAUGUCUAAGGGCAAUGAAUUCCAGAGCCGAGCAGCUUUAACAGAAAAGGAUUUAGAAUAGAAGGAAGUAUUAUGGGAAGGAAUUUUUAAGAUUAGGUUGUCUUCAGAGCGAAGGGAGCGACAGUGAGUAUCACUUAGAAAGCUAAAACGCUCUUUUAAAUAAAUCGGAGUCGUAGGAUUAAACAGGACAUUAUACAAAAAAGACAGAAUGUGAGUAUUCCUGCGAAGGCGGAUCGAGGGCCACUUGAGUUUUUCGCGAAAUUCGGAAACAUGGUCAUAUUUGCGAGCCGAACUGCAUAACUAAUUUUUUUUUUUUAACUAAAAAAUAAAAACUUUUUAUGUUUUCAUACAAAGUAAUUCAAAUAAUUCCGACUAUCCAUGUAACACACGCCUUUAUCUAUCCUUGCAUUUUAAAGUACGUCAAACUCGGCUACGUCAUAAAUAUAAGGUUGCGUAUAAUGAACACAUUUUAGGAUCUAUUUACAAAAUAAAUAUUAUUCACCCCGAAAAUAUUAAUUUUAGAACACAUAUUCCUUGAACAUUUUUAAUUAAUUUUCGCUAAAUAAUAUAACCCCAGAGUUAUGGGAAAAUACUCCCGAGCACCCUGUAUAUGUGUGUGAGAUAAAAUGUGGAACUUCAUGUUUUCUUUUAGCUUCAAAUCAUUCAUAUGAAAAUUCUUGUCGAUCCAUAAUAUUAUAAAUCCUAAUAGAAAAAUGUUUUUUGUGUCGUAUAACUUCUUUUACUUACCAAAGGGGCCCUAAAUACUUGUCGGCCUUGUGUCUAGGACAAGCGACUGUCUUGUCUUGUCUGUGACUUUAUUCCGUAGUCUUGUUAAGUAGGUAAUACUUUUUGUUAUUUAUAUAAUGCUCAAUCCAAUUGUUUGUCUUUUUUUAUAUUUUUAAGAUUUAUCCAAACAUACCCAAUUAAGUACCCAGAUCGGGUCUUCCCUGUUAUAUGUGAUUGGACCAGUAAUCAUUAUUAAUAAUUUGCUUUGUUUAUAGAUAAAGUAUGCCAUUUAUUUUUUAAAUUAAAAUAGUACCAAUAAAUUCUAGAAAUAAAUAUAAAAAAUACAUUUUAAUUUUAUAAAUAAUUGUUGUAAUAUUUUAUUUAACGUAUUUUCUCUAGGCAUGUCUUUAUAUAAGGCCCCAUUCUUUCACCUUUGGUAAUAAUAAUAAUUAAUAAAAAAAAUAUAUUUGGUGAAAAUAAAAUUUGUUUGUAUAGUAUGUGUUAUUUUAGAUGUAAGAAAAUUGUUAUUAGGUUUUGGUUUAAAAAUUUUAGUCAAAAUUAUUGUUGUUUUAGUUUUUUUUUUUUUUUUCAAAAUGAAAUUAGUCUCGUCAAAGGUGAAAGAUAUGUUACAAUGCGUAUAGGUAAUUCACUUAAUUUUGUGUAAAUAUUCUUCUUAUUAUAAUUAAAUUGAAAAUGAUAGGAUGGGUUGCGGAGACGAGUUUCUCGAGGAUAGGUAGAUGUAGAUGGAAGAAAUAAUAAUAAUUUGUAAAUCAAUAAACUGUUUUAUUUAA